Trypanosoma conorhini is the source of this 978-nucleotide messenger RNA. RefSeq lists its product as uncharacterized. The coding region runs from base 1 to 978 and encodes 325 amino acids. Gene Ontology annotation, molecular function: calcium ion binding. The transcript has a single exon. Gene Ontology annotation, cellular component: mitochondrion. NCBI's taxonomy places the organism in Eukaryota, Euglenozoa, Kinetoplastea, Trypanosomatida, Trypanosomatidae. The record is from RefSeq and is a predicted model, not a curated record.
AUGAGGCGACUCGCCCGUCGCGCCUCUCCCGCCCUCGCGGGGAAGAAGCUCUGGGGGACGAGGUGCGUCUCCAGUGAUGGGGACGCCGCGCUAAACCAGAAGGAGCUGCGGCAACUCGUUAAGGUGCUCGAGGAUGACCCAAAGCUCUUGAUUGAUUUGGUUGGACGGCUAGACGCACAGAGCAGGCGGCGCCUGGUUGUGGCCGGGGGGGCCAUGGAGUGGUUUGGGAAAGAGAGUGCCGCGUCGGAGGUGGAGCGGGCGGAUGCCGACAAGGACCUCCGCAUCUCCCCCAAGGACUUUGAUCAUUGGAUAGAGAGCGCUUUGCGUAGACGACUACGCGGGAGCUCGCCGCAGCAGCCAGACAACCCCGCCGCGGCUGGGGAGGAGAUGCAGGUGCCGUUCCUCACCUUGGUGUGGAUAGCAUUUGGGGCAGGCCUACCAUUUGUGGGGUUUGGUUUCCUUGAUAAUGCCAUAAUGAUACUCGCAGGAGACGCAAUCGACAGCACCCUUGGACUUUAUCUCAACUGCUCCGUGAUGGCGUGUGCCGCUAUGGGCAACAUCUUCUCGGGGGUUCUGGGAAUGCAGGUCCACGGCGUGAUUGACAAGGCCGUGCAGAAGUUGAACUUCAACACCCCUGUUCUGACGGAGGGCCAAAUGAAGGGUCAGCGGGUGUUUUUGGCCGGCCACAUUGGCGGAACUUUGGGCAUCAUGACAGGUUUGUUUCUUGGCAUGUUUCCGCUGCUGUUGCUCGACAGCGGUGAGGGCAAGGCCGACCACGCCUUGUUCCACCGCUGGGACAAGGAUGGCAACGGAUACCUGGAGAUGAUAGAGCUCAAGAAGGAGCUGGCGAACCUUGGCCUGUCAGAAAGCGCCGCCGAGCUGCUUAUGGAAAAGUACGGACGGGACGGUCGGCUCGACUUCAAACAGUUUCAGAAAAUACGCAAUGAUGUACGAAAAGGCGAGACCGUCUUUGCAUGA